Misgurnus anguillicaudatus (oriental weatherfish) is the source of this 1820-nucleotide messenger RNA. It is a transcript of the gene sv2, whose product is annotated as synaptic vesicle glycoprotein 2. Gene Ontology annotation, cellular component: membrane. Gene Ontology annotation, molecular function: transmembrane transporter activity. NCBI's taxonomy places the organism in Eukaryota, Metazoa, Chordata, Actinopteri, Cypriniformes, Cobitidae. Gene Ontology annotation, biological process: transmembrane transport. The record is from RefSeq and is a predicted model, not a curated record.
GUCAUCACAGGGCCACGCCCCCAAGAGGUUAUGUUUACAGAAGUGCGUGGAUUCAUCUGAUCGGCGAUCAUGAUUAUGCGAUUGCAGCUAUUUUAAAAAUAUAAAUAAUGUCCCGACGACCGCAUGAAGACACGGAACCACUGCUCUAUUCCUCUCAUGUGGAUGAAGACGAUGAUGAGGUGACCAGCAAGAAGAAACUCACCUAUGAGGAGGCCGUAGAAGCAACAGGGUUCGGGCUCUUCCACUGGUUGUUGUUGGUCAUCUGUGGCUGGGCAAAUGCCAGUGAUGCUGUGGAGAUACUGUGUGUGUCUUUCCUGCUGCCCACCGCACGCUGUGACCUGCAUCUCAGUUCGGCUGAUAUGGGAAUUCUUACCGCCAGCAUAUUUUUGGGUAUGAUGGUUGGGGGUUAUUUAUGGGGUUACCUGGCUGAUCGUGGUGGACGGCGAAGUGUCCUGGUCGUUUCUCUAGCAGUAAACGGCACGUUUGGGGCUGUGGCCAGUUUAGCCCCGAGUUUCUGGCUCUUUCUGCUCCUGCGGUUCUUUAGUGGAGUCGGCGUAGGCGGAUCCAUUCCCGUAAUCUUCUCAUAUUUUACGGAAUUCCAGCCUCGUCUGCGGAGAGGAGCGAUGAUCAGCGCCCUCGCUACUUUCUGGAUGGCUGGAAAUAUUUUAGCAGCAGGCGUGGCGUGGUUGGUCAUUCCCAGAACAUCUUUGAAUGUUCAUCUGAGCUGGUUGGAUUUUCAAAGCUGGCGUCUUUUCGUGGUCCUCUGCUCGGUUCCCAGUUUGUCAUCAGCACUUAUCUUCAGACUCUUCAUGCCAGAAAGCCCAAAGUUCCUCAUGGAGGCUGGCCGUGAGACGGAGGCUUUAUCUGUGUUCCAGACAAUGUUUAGACUGAACAACGGUUUUGUCAUCAAACCAUUUCCUGCAACAGGGCUUGUGAUUCGACCUAAAGACGAUGGGGAAAAAGACCGACUCUGUUCAGGUUCGAGAUCUCAGCGGUUCACCGGCCAUCUCAAGCAGGCAUUCGACCCCAUUAAACAGCUCUUUGUUGGACCACUGGCUUCCAGAAGUGUCGCUCUGCUUAUAAUAUUUUACUGCAUAUCAUUUGGGUAUUAUGGCUUAUGGAUGUGGUUUCCAGAGCUUUUUAAGAGGAUGGAAGAUGGAGGGUCCCCAUGUGCCAACACAUCCCGAAUCCAAAGCUCAGAGAAUGAAAGCUGCUAUCCUGUCAAAACUGCUGUGUACAUGGAAGGUUUCAUAACUGCAGCUUCAAAUUUGCCAGGAAACAUUUUCACUAUCCUGGUCAUGGACAGAAUGGGAGGAAAAAUUUUGCUCUCUGUCAGUUUGCUGGUAUCCAGUGUAAGUGUGUUUAUCAUCUACGUGGUGAAGACCAAAUCUCAGAGUCUGAUCGUGUCCUGUGUGUUCAGUGGGGUUUCUGUUGUCUCCUGGAAUGCUUUGGACGUGAUGGGUACCGAACUUUACCCCACACAACUACGCUCCUCAGCUCUGGGGUUUUUCACCGGAGUGGGUCGUGUGGCGGCAAUCAUGGGAAAUGUAGUUUUUGGGCAGCUGGUCGACUCCAAUUGUGCUGUACCUCUGCUGCUGGUCGCUGCGCUCCUGCUGGCAGGAGGAGUGGCUGCUUUCCGACUGCCACAAACUAAACAGACUGAACUCACAUAAUAGACUUGAUGAACUUCAAUCAAAACCUUGUAUAUGAUUACAAACAGGACCAAAGAGCCGUAUAUUUCAAUUGUAGUUUUGUCUUAAUAAAUACACAAGUGCACUUUGAGAGAACCUCUAAAGGACUGCAUUAAACCAUUAUUUCAA